Rosa rugosa (rugosa rose) is the source of this 977-nucleotide messenger RNA. RefSeq lists its product as uncharacterized. The transcript has 2 exons. The record is from RefSeq and is a predicted model, not a curated record. NCBI's taxonomy places the organism in Eukaryota, Viridiplantae, Streptophyta, Magnoliopsida, Rosales, Rosaceae. The annotation marks the transcript as partial.
AUAGUCCAAGGAGCCUCCUACACCUACUUCCAACCCCUCAUUCACAGAAAACCAGUCACAAACCAUGAAACAACUUAUGAUUCCAUAUCAAACGCCGGAAUUCUCAUUCGUUUCAUUUCCGUCAUCUUGGUCGCAAUCCUCUCAUUCUGGGCAAACCACGAAGCUUCUAAAGGGUUUGACAUCACCGUCCUAAACGACGUCCCUCGAGACCUCCCUGCCGGCCACCGCUUCAACCUCUUCUACGUCGCCAACGACAAAGCCACCCGCAUCGUCCUCGACGCCAGCGAUUUCAUCGAACACCUUCUUUACCCUAGCGACGACUACUUCAAGAAGCAAGUAAACCGUGUCGUUGUGAGGCUCGUCAGCGUGAACCUAACAAACGCCGUGGGAGUUUUCGUCGUAGAAGACGACCGUAACUUUGUGGUGAACAUAAGCCCUUCUGUUAUGGAAGAGGCCAACGUCGACCUUGCAUUAGUGUCGGCAAUACGACGUGGCAUGGACUUGCAUUUCCUAAUUAAUUCUCAUCACAUCCUAACACGUGUGUGGCUUUGGGAUGGCAUAGGGUCCGGUGCUCCGCCGGAGCUUGUGAACGGCAUGGUGGAGUACCUAAGGAUGGCGGCGGAAGGGUUUGGUGGCCUGAAAAGUGGUGCUUCCGGCUGGAAGUUGCCAGAGGGCGAGGGCUACAUUUGGUGGGAGGACAAGGACCCUGCAGCCGUGGCAAAGUUGUUGCACUAUUAUGAGGGGUACAUGAAGGGCUUCAUUCAACGGCUGAAUAGAGCUAUGAAGGAUGAGUGGCAUGAUUGGACGGUGGAUGCUGCGUUAGGCGUGCCAUUACAAAAUUUGUGUGGUAAAUAUAAUUUUUCCAGGUCCAGCUAUUGAGGUGAGUUUAGAUUCAGGUUUCUAUUGUAAUUGUAGCAUGAAUAUAUUGUGCUUGCUGAUCUUGCACACAAACAAGGAUUAGUCGUGUGGAAUCAAAU